Molecule: messenger RNA, 1678 nt
Organism: Tachysurus vachellii
Lineage: Eukaryota; Metazoa; Chordata; Actinopteri; Siluriformes; Bagridae
Gene: atraid
Product: all-trans retinoic acid-induced differentiation factor
Exons: 7
Coding region: 79-777 (232 amino acids)
Biological process (GO): positive regulation of osteoblast differentiation
Cellular component (GO): intracellular membrane-bounded organelle
Source: RefSeq, a predicted model, not a curated record
GUCUGCGCAAAUGUAGCGCCGAUUUGCUGGUCUUGAAUGUAACCGACACGUGAUAUACAAAAUGUCAUGUGACCUGUGAUGGGGAAAAUGACAGCUGGGGUCAACGUUUUUACCUUUUCUAUUGUAUAUUUAUUUACAAUUUUAAUCAUUUUAUUUAGUGUCUACGUCGACUGUCAGCCCACCGAUGCUCAGUUAUGCCACAUGUGUGAAGGAUCUGUACAGAACCACAGUGCUGUGUGGAGGUUUUGCCUGUCAGGGGGCAGGAUUGAGGGUCGGUGCUGCUUUCAGGAUGAAGAGAACAUUCUGGGGCUGGAUUUAUCUAAUUGUUCUCUGAGUCAAGUGGAGGACCUCGGUGUAGCUUCUGCAGCAGUUAUCGUAGACCUCUCAAGCAACCCUAUUUCCAAUAUGAGUGAUUUUAUAUUCCAAGGUUUUAAUCAUCUCAGCUACCUCAUACUGCCCGUAAAACUGGACUGUCCGGGCGGCAACACAUCAUGGGACAGAGUGGAGGUUAAUCGUGAUACACGGCUCUGCGAAGGACAGAGGAACGCCUGCAAUCAAACAGGGCAGAUGGCCUUGGAUUGUCCUGAAAACUCUGUCUGCAUGCCUUAUGGACCAGGAUUCUUUCAGUGCAGCUGUGCUCGUAACUUCCACGGAUACAAGUGCCUAAGAGAGGGCCAUUUUCCUAUGCUGGAAGUCAUGGCAAUAUUGGGUGGGUCCACAGUUGUUGUUUCACUGUUACUCUGGAUCACUCAACGGAGAAAAAUAAAAGGUACCUGAGUUGCUGGUGGAAAGCUGUAGGAAACACUGAAGAUGCUGAAAUGCACUGUAAAAGUGAUAAAUGUCUGAAAAGAGAAGCUUAUUUUUAUGUGUUUAAGAUCGAUCUGUUCAAAAAAAAAAAAAAAAACCCCACAGACUCUGCUCUAAGCACAUAAUCAUGUUAGGAAGUUCAGUUCUACAUUUUUUUAGAUGGUACUCGAGUUGCCAGUCCUCGACGAAUAACACACUUUAAUAACCUGCAUGAUUACACAGAUACGCUUAACACCGUGAGGUAAUGUCCUUUGGAUCGCAGAUUUUAUACCUUGCCAUGUAGUAAACUGUGCUCAAGGAUUUUAGGUCAGAAUGACUAAAGGUUCUUCUCCAGUGCAAAUGAACAGCUGUGGAUAACCAGAUGUAAACUGGUGUUGCACUUCGCUAGCACGGCAUAACGUACAUGUGGCAAGUGGUGUGCGAAGUGCAAAGAUGGUCUCCUUCAUGUCUAUUCAACCAAUUCUCACCUCUCUAUAAAAAUCUAUAGAAUAAAUGUAAUAGAAGGCUGUUGUCUAAACUUAAUGCUAUGAUAACCUGCAUGACUGACAACAUUUGGUGAUUUUAUAUGCAUUUUGUGUCAUUUGUUGUGGUUUUUUUGUUUGUUGUGAAAUAUACAUUAAUCCAUUUUUACACUAUGUGAACUUAACACCUUAAAAUACACAUUACAAGCUUCAAAAAGACAGACUGAACCUUAAAAUGUACAUUUAUGAUUUUUUUUUUUUUUUUGGUAAAUUGUGUUGUACGAGUCUGGCAUUAUAUGUGAACCUCCCAAGCAAUACUUCUGUUACUCAAGAUAUCAAAGAAACAAAGGUCAAAUGUCAUGUUAAAAAAAAAAUGUUGUAAGAAAUGAUAAAACUAACAUCCAUGCCUA